CUGCUCCGGCGCAAGUUUCAGCUCUCGCGGAGUUUUGAGGGCAUUCGAACAACAGUGGUAGCAGUUAACAUUAUGGAUCGCAUCCGAGGCUGGUUCGGCGGCAAGCGCGGCGUCGACACCGAGGCGCCCACGCCGCCGCCCAAGCGCAAGGCCAAGGAGGCACCCAAGCCGGCGGAGCGGCACAACACGUUAGCCGCGUGCGUCGCCAAGGGGCCCGACGCCUACACCGUAACAUUAGAAAACGGCACCAUCGGCGGCGUCGGCGAGAAGGGCGGUCUGUCGGACGAGAAGCUGCGGCAAGAAGCGACCCGCUCGCGCGACGCGCCGGUGCCCACGACAAAAAGUCCGGUAGUCGACGCGAGCUGGGAGCAGCAGCCGCGCGUGCUGAACCCGGCCCUGCUCGGAGAAGGCCUGCCGGUCCCGGAGGGCACGUUCGCCGGCAAGAAAUGGUACGAAAAUCGCUGGUUGCCGUGGCAGUGGACCAUCUACCUCCAAAUGAUGUACUGGGUGCAAAAGGCGCGCGGUGUCGUGCCCCAGUGCUGUUUAUGUUUGGGCUUCAUUAGCUUUUGUACUGCGGACGCGCUGGUGCGGUCGGUGCUUCGCUGCGCCUUUGGGACGCCGUUUCUAUCUAACAAUAGCGUCGUGCGGGUGGCUUGCCGGUGUCCCGCGCAACCGCCCGACGCGCCCAUCACGCCGCCGCGCGCAGGUCGACCGUAGGUUGAUGGAAGCGGCCGCAGAUCGGGCCUGGGAGAUGCGAAAGAAGUUUGAUUUGAGGCCGGGCGUUAUUGUUAAUGUUACUACUCCGGAGACGGCGGAAAAAGGCGUGUGGGUGGGGGAAGGUGGUGCGGGCAAGGCCGAUUGCUACUCCUCUUAUUGCACGGGCGAGGCCAAGCAUACCCGCAAUCACCUUAAAAGUCUACAAUCGAAGGGCCUCGGCGGCAUGGUUUAUACCGACCUCAUUGCGUCUCUGCAACGCGAAGGGGGCACUGAUGAAAAGUCAGCGCGCUUUGGCAAUUUCGUCAAAGAGUGCGGCGCCUCGGAGAUCUUCUGCGCCGACGACGUUGAUGCAGAAGAUGUUAGCUUAGCUUUGUGCGACGAUGGAGCUGCCGGCGACGACGGUGUGGUCCAGCUCGUCCUGCCCGUGUGGUGUUCAGCGGCCGGCAUGGAGGUCACGAUGCGACUCACGACCUGCGAGACGGCGGCGUCCUCCUAUUUCACUUGUUUUUGUCGACAUUUUUGUGAUAGGUCGCGGGCUGGCCGACACGGUCGAGGAGCCGGACGCGGAGUACUGCGAAAGGAUGUGCGCGGCCGUCGACGAUAUGAUUGGGGGACGGGGGAGUCUCGCAGAUAGGUACCGUCGGACGGGCCUGAUCUACAACGAGAAAGAUCCCUCAUCUAACGGCGAGCUUUCUUGGAUUCUUGCCGCCUCCUAUAGCUCGAAGAAGGACAUGGGAGCAUAUGUUAUCGCCUUAAAUAGGGCGCGGAACGGUUCACGAGCGCUGGUCGAGCAGACGAACGCGGCGUUGGAGGAGGUCGCCGCGGUGCAGGGCACCAAUCUAGAGGCGCUGCGGGCCGACGCCCGCAAGAGAGAGAUAGUAGUGAAGGAGGUGCGGCGCGUCGGCUUUGGCAACGUACCGAAGCAGGCCGGCUUCGGCAAAGAUUUGAAAAGGGGCUUCAAGCGCUUCCUCGGGGAUGUGACGAAGCGGCUGCGGUUGACUGGGUGCAUGGGGUCCGCCAACACGACGGCCCACCAUCCUCAGAUCUUCACGGGGACCGCGGGGACCGCGCCGAUGCCCCCGGCGGGGCCGCCGCCGGGAUACGCGCUUCCGCCCGCGCCUGCCGCGGCGCCCGCGCCCGCGGCGCCUCAGACGCCGGGUCCGGGGGGUCCGCGGCGCUUCUCCACGCCGAUGGGGCAGGACGCGGUCGACAACCAGCGGGGCCCGCCGCGGAACGCUCCGCCGUCGGCGCAGCGCAGCGCGUUCCAGACGCCGUAGUAGGCCGCUGAGAGAUCGCCUGGGGCGUCGCCCUGUUGUAGUUAACUACUGUAAGCUCA
Messenger RNA from Pelagomonas calceolata, 2053 nucleotides. The record is from the annotation of a GenBank genome assembly. NCBI's taxonomy places the organism in Eukaryota, Pelagophyceae, Pelagomonadales, Pelagomonadaceae.